AGUAUAAGAAGGCUCGUCAGGAGAUCAAGAAGAAGUCGUCCGACACCAUGAAGCUGCAGAAGAAAGCAAAGAAAGCUGAUGUAUUUGGUCGCGGGGACCUCCAGCCUCAGCUGGACAGCGCCAUGCAGGACGUCAGUGAUAAGUAUCUGUUGCUGGAGGAGACGGAGAAGCAGGCGGUGAGGAAGGCUCUGGUGGAGGAGAGGAGUCGCUUCUGCUGCUUCGUGUCGAUGCUGAGGCCUGUGGUGGAGGAGGAGAUGUCCAUGUUGGGGGAGAUCACUCACCUGCAGACGCUGACUGACGACCUGAAGGCCUUGACCAUGGACCCACACAAGCUGCCCGCCUCCAGCGAGCAGGUCAUCGUGGACCUGAAGAGCUCAGACUGUACCUGGUCAUACCAAACUCCGCCCUCAUCGCCGAGCACCACGGUAUCCAGGAAGUCCAGCAUGUGCAGCAGCCUGAACAGUGUGAACAGCAGCGACUCUCGCUCCAGCGGCUCACACUGCCACUCCCCCACCUCCCACUUCCGUUACCGCGCCUCCUCCUCCUCCUCCUCCUCGGUGCUCCCCCAGCAGACACCGGCCCGCCUCUCCUCGGUCUCCUCCCACGACUCUGGCUUCAUCUCCCAGGACGCCUUCCAGUCCAAAUCGCCUUCGCCGAUGCCUCCGGAAUCCUCACAGUCAUGCGUCUCUCCUUUACGCUGUCAGUCUGUCAAUGAGGAGUUUUCCUCCUCCUCAUCUUCCUCACCCUCGCACCAUGACCCUCGCUCUGCAACACAACAGUUGUCGAAUGGUUUUGACCAUCACGCUGCCCUCUGUCUGCACGGAGCGGCACCUCAGGCCCAGGACACCCACCUCCACCCUCCAUACUUCACCUCCUUCACCACCACCACCACCACCUCUCCCAUCUCCUCGCCCUCCUAUUCGUCUGUUUCUCCCACGUGGCCGUGGUCUCGUUCAGGCUCCGGCCAGUCAGGAGAGGUCCAGCCACUCAGCCCCCCGGGGCUGGGACUGGUCGCGUCAUCUCGAAUCCCGUCCUGGAAGGACUGGGCCAAACCAGGUCCCUACGACCAGCCGAUGGUCAACACCCUGAGGAGGAGCAAGGACAGGAGAGAGACUACAGAUCCCAGCAGCCACCAGGGCGCGGAUGUCACUACACCAGGGGAGGAGCUACAAGGGGUCAAAGGAAGCCACUCCCUGACAUCGCCCAAGGAGGACAGGGAGGUCCAUGAGGAGCUGGCCCGAGUUCUGGCCCGUGGUCUCCAGCUGGACAUCCACGGCUCCAGUAGAGACUCGCUGCAGGGCUCCAGCGGCUACAGCAGCCAGACCAACACACCGUGCUGCUCAGAGGACACCAUCCCCUCACAAGUCUCAGACUGUGACUACUACACGGUUGGAGUGGAUCAGGACAGCGAGCAGCAGUCGUCCGACUUCGAUAAAUCCUCCACCAUCCCCAGAAACAGUGACAUCAGUCAGUCGUACCGCCGCAUGUUUCAGUCCAAACGUCCUGCCUCCACCGCCGGCCUGCCCUCCAACCCCGCCGCUGUAAUCACCCCCGGAGUUGCCACCAUCCGACGGACGCCGUCCUCCAAACCUAACCUGCGUCGACCCUCCGGGGGCCUCAACCUGGGCCCCAUCCCCAUCAAGCCCCCCAUGAUCCCCGUCAAGACCCCCACUGUGCCUGACCAUCCCGGUUUCCCCAGCAGAGCGGUGUCAGAGGACAGCAACACACCGCGGACCCCUCUCAGCCCCGCGACCACACCUCUGUCACCAGGCAGCAACGGGCCGUUUUCGCCAAAGUCCUGCUCCUGUGACGCCCCGCACCUCUUAAAGGGGUCAGAUCCUCCAACCCCACCUCCGCAGCCCGGUGGGCGGGUGUCAGAGUGGGAGCGCCGGCCUCUCCCAGAGCUCCUGGAAGAGUCGGAAUACGGUGAGGUGGAGGACUUUCUGGUGGCCAUACGGCGAGGAGUCAAACUCAAGAAGACGACGACCAAUGACCGCUCAGCGCCGAUGAUUCACUGAGAGGAGAAGGCUUUGUUUGACUUGGGCCAUUUUGCGUCCCUGACGGAGUUUCAGUAAAUAUACUGUUAAAGGGACACAAAAUGGUUACUGUCGAGUAACAGCAAACGGAAAACUACGACGUCAAGUGAAUGUCAAGAAUAAGAAGUUGCCCAGAGACUCUGAUCAGAGUUUACAUACAUAUGCUCUCACUGUAGUUUGAACGUUUCUUCUCUGACACAAACUGAAGGCAAACGACUGUGUGGAAAAGCUAAAAUUCCUUUUCUGAAAAUGAAAUUCAUCGUGAACAUAAAACCUUCUGUAAAGUAUCAGACGUGUUCAGGCUGAGAAUUUCUCCACAGUCACAAAUUCUGUUGCUGGAGAAACAAACUGAAAACUUCUUCAAGUUAAAAAAUUCAAAUUGCGCUCGACUAAUUUCGGUAAAGUUCUGCUGUGAGUUUCCCACUGGGAUCAUUGGUCCGAGAUCAUUUCCUCAACUUCAGCACACGAGAGAAAAGGUGUGAGCGCUGUGAACGAGGUAAUUCUACUUGUAACAGAAGCGACUGAAACAAAACUAAAUUUGACUUUUAAUUUAAGAAAUGACGAUAGAUGAGAAGUAGAGAAAAACUCAAAGAGAUAAACAUGAACCAGAACAACGACGGAGUAUUUUCAAAAGAUCAGAAAAUGAUUUGUAUAUACAUAUUUAUAAUUUGACGUGUUUGUAUGUUUUUUUGUCAUAUGCUCCCUCUACACCCCAUAGUCUCCUCCCAUUUCCCGUUAAAGGUGCCAAAAGCCUUCGUGCUGAAUUUAACUUAAAUAUUCUCUAUUUAAUUGAAACGAUGCUGGAUUAGUUUUUCUGUAAAAACAUAGAUUUGGUGUUUGAUAGGGAAUAAAACAGCCUGGAAGAAAACACUGAGCUCCUAAUGAGCUGAGUGUUUGUAUAUGUAGGGUUAGCAGAAUGGAGAGUGGCAUAGAACCAUUUUAAUAGCAGCUAAGGUUUUUUUUUGUUGUUGCAGCCAUUAACAGCAGACACGCAGUAGAUUGAUCUGCAUGUUCUUUAAGGUUCGACCCCGGUUCAAACAAUCAGUGUGGCCCUUAAAUGAAACGUAGGAAUCGUUUAUAACGUCCGUGCAACAGGUGUAAGCAAAAGCGGAACUCAAAACGUGGAGGCCUACAACUUGCUAAAUUGACUGAAGAUCAAAUACUCUGAAGGAAUACUUAUUUGUUCAUUAUUUGGCUUUUUUAGACUUUUAUUUUCUGUGAGGCAACAAAUCAGGAGUAAACUCCACCAAUGAUAGCUCCUGCCGUUAAUCACUAUUUGUGAGUUUGUCAGUGUGUAGUUUGACCGCACACCGAACCUACCACCAGAGUAGCAACUGUACAGAGUGUGUUAGCGUACACUUUAACGUCCAUGGUAGUACUCGUGUUACUACAGGUUCCUUGGUACUACCUAGACGUAGUAUUUGGAGUAAUGUGGAUUAGUGUAUGGGUCUGUGGUAGUGAACCCUGUGAUCUAAUGGUGCGCUGUAUUUACCUGGCACAGAUGUACAGUUAUGGACUCUUCUUGUAAAGCUUUAGUAUUGGGGCAGUAUACUACAGUAACAGUACUUUCAUCCUGUCACACUCUUAUUAAAGGUACACUCCCUGACUUUGACUUAGCGUCGAAUA
Molecule: messenger RNA, 3662 nt
Organism: Paralichthys olivaceus (Japanese flounder)
Lineage: Eukaryota; Metazoa; Chordata; Actinopteri; Pleuronectiformes; Paralichthyidae
Source: RefSeq, a predicted model, not a curated record